UAUAAAUGUAUUUUGUUUUUAUCCUUAAAUUCCCUCAUUUUCUUCUCCAUCUCUCUUCUUAUCCCAUCUUUUUAAUAUUCUGUCUCGCACAGUUUCUUCGCUGGUAAGAACGAACGAAGGAGCCAACCACCGCUUCAAAGCCUGAAUCGGCAGGCGCCGUUCCGAAAUUUCGGUCAUCGGACAGAAUUUGUUUCGUCAUGGUAGCCGAAUCUGUUUUUUCUCACAAAUCACGGUGUUAGGGUUGUUGAAGUUUGGAGGAGAAGAUAGGGUUGGGGUUUUCGAUUGUGUUGCAGAGCUGUGUUGAUUGGGGGUAUUGGGUACGGGGAAGAUAGGUGUGGGGUAGGGGAUAAUGUGUAUACUCUGUGUGAUUCAGAAGUGGUCUCGCCGGGUUGCUACAAUGCUUCCUUGGUUAGUAAUUCCACUUAUAGGACUGUGGGCUCUUUCUCAGCUGUUGCCACCGGCGUUUCGAUUUGAGAUUACGUCACCCAGGCUGGCGUGUGUGUUUGUACUCUUAGUUACCUUAUUUUGGUAUGAAAUUUUGAUGCCACAGCUGUCGGCAUGGCGUGUCCGUAGGAAUGCGCGCCUUAGGGAGAGAAAAAGGUUUGAAGCAAUAGAACUGCAAAAGCUUCGGAAGACAGCAACACGGAGAUGCCGCAACUGUUUGACUCCCUAUCGGGAUCAGAAUCCGGGUGGUGGGCGGUUUAUGUGCUCUUAUUGUGGGCAUAUUUCGAAGAGACCAGUAUUGGACUUGCCUGUGCCAGCUGGAUUGGGAAUUUCAAAUUCUGGGAUUAUUAAGGACUUGGUCGGUAAGGGUGGGAAGAUAUUGAAUGGGAAGGUAUGGUCUGACAAUGGGUGGAUGUGUGGUCAGGAUUGGUUGGAGAAUGGACAUUGGGCUGGUGGCUCAUUUCAGGGUAAGCCCAGUCAUUGGCGGAGGAGUAAUGGUGGGGUUUUUGGGGGUGACGAGAAUUGUUUAGCAGAGAAAUCUUAUUCAGGUGUUGUUAUUUUUGCGUGCAAACUGUUGACAUCAUUUUUCUUGAGCAUCCGUUGGCUUUGGAGAAAGAUUUUUAGGGUUAGUUCGUCAGGAGAAGAUGCUUCAUCUGACACUGAGCAUAGGGGGAUGUUGAACAAGAGGGGUGAGAAUGGGUCAAAUUUUAAUGAGAGUAGAGGAGAAAAGGCAAGAAGAAAAGCUGAAGAGAAGAGACAAGCUAGAUUAGAAAAGGAACUUCUGGAGGAGGAAGAGAGAAAGCAGAGGGAAGAGGUAGCAAGGUUGGUUGAGGAACGCAGGAGACUUAGGGAUGAGAAGAUGGAGGCUGAGAAAGAUCGUGGCAAGCCUCCCUUUAGGGAGAAAGAUAGUAAGAAGGAAGCAGAGAAGAAACGUCAGGAAAGACGGAAGGAGAGGGACAAGGGAUCUAGUAAGAGCAAUUCUGAUGCAGAGGAGAUGGAAAGAAAAGCUGGUAAGGAAAGUGAGCGAAAGCGGGAGUUGGAUAGGAAGAGUGAGAUAGAUCGCCGGGAACAUCAGAAAACUGGGACAGAAAUUAGCAAAGCCCAUGGCACGGAAAUGGGAUAUGGUUUAAAGAGUGUUUCUGCAAGCAACUUUAACAGGGGAAAUGCUGGAAGUCGAUACCUGGACCGAGUGAGGGGUACCUUUUUAUCUUCUUCGAAAGCUUUCAGUGGAGGCAGUUUCUUCGGAAGGGGUGCUAGUAACCCUUCUACUAUUUUAAAAGAAAACAAGCCUAUUGGUUCUGGAGAUCAUGUACAAGCUUCUUCCAACAGGAGGGAUACCUGUCCGCUAGAUCGUGUCGGUGUGAAAUUAAGUAUGACUGGAGAUGAAAAGAACAUCAGCCGCCCUGUUCUAUCAGAGCCCCAGCCAAGGACAGCUCCUAAAAAAUCAUGGCAACAAUUAUUUAUUCGCUCAUCAACUGCUCCUCCUUCAUCAACUGGAAAUGUUAUUAGUAGACCAAAUGGGAAAUCCCAAACAGAAGUUCAAAGCAGUCAACUUCCUGCUUAUUCACCAGCAAUCCAACAUUUUGAUAAUCCCAUCAAUUUUGGGCUGCCAUCGCUGUUCAAUCUGCCUACCUUUCCAAAUGGAUCAACUAGUAGUAGUUCUGGUUUUCCUUCUGCAAUUGAUCCCUUGUUUCCUCAUGCUGGUGAAGGAACCCAUGAAUUCAUGUCUGAAGAUCCAGAACUAUUUGAAGACCCAUGCUAUGUUCCUGACCCAGUGUCCUUGCUUGGGCCUGUGUCUGAGUCACUUGAUAAUUUUCAGUUGGACCUGGGAGCUGGUUUUGUACCAGAUUUGGGAUUGGAAAGAACUCAUGCUUUAAAGAAUGUACCUGUAUCUGCUGAAGUCAACAGGCCAUCUCCAUCUCCAAUUGUGUCUCCAUUGUCACGAUUACGGAUCAGUGAUGACAGGCAUGGCAAUUCCAGUCGCUUCCCAGGUACCCCUAUGACCCAGGAUCUGCACCAUUUACCUAUGGAUGAUUUGAGUAAUGCAAAUGAUAAGGGUACUUGGCAGAUGUGGAACAGUUCUCCUCUUGGUCAGGAUGGUUUAGGUUUAGUAGGUGGCGGCCCAUCCGGCUGGCUUUUACCCCCAGAACUGAACAGAUCAAACAAGGAUGAUAUUGUGAACCCUUCAUCUCACAAACCUAUGGUAUCACUUUUUACAAAAGAGGAUCAACUACUUUCUGGCUCUCCUCCUCAUCACAAGGUUUUUCUUGGCAAUUGCCAAAAUGGUGGGACAUUUAGUUCUCCUGUUUCUGGUUCAAAUGAUCAUGACCCAUGGUUGCAGAAAACGUUCUACCAGCCAUUGUCUGGUAAUGAAAGCCAUUUCUCUCUUAAUCCUCAGGAGGAGACUUCUCAGAAUGAAAUUAUUUAUGGGAGUACUGGCAGUUCCUCUAUCAACCAUCCAUUUGAGCUGUCUCCAUCCACUUGUUGGUCCAAGAAGGAAUGGGCUGUGCACGGCUCAGGGGAGGAGGGUGUUGGGAACUCGGCUGCAGUGAAGCCCCAUAUUGGGGGUUUAUUUUCAACCCCAGAUGUACAGCCUCUUUGGUAAUUUGAUUGGAAAAAAAGAAAAAAAAAAGUGACACAGUAUGAGGGACUUAAAUACACCUCCUGAGCUCAAAGAGGCAAACUGCUUCUUUUGGAGGAGAGUUCAGAAAACUGAAUGCAUUGUAUCUUCCUUCUCUUCUUUGUAAGGGAGAUUGAUGUUUACUUACAUUAGCAUGGAUAGGAAUACACGUGGUAUGCAUGCAUUACUUGCUCA
Molecule: messenger RNA, 3259 nt
Organism: Vitis vinifera (wine grape)
Lineage: Eukaryota; Viridiplantae; Streptophyta; Magnoliopsida; Vitales; Vitaceae
Product: stress response protein nst1
Exons: 4
Coding region: 350-3049 (899 amino acids)
Source: RefSeq, a predicted model, not a curated record